Molecule: messenger RNA, 650 nt
Organism: Aspergillus fijiensis CBS 313.89
Lineage: Eukaryota; Fungi; Ascomycota; Eurotiomycetes; Eurotiales; Aspergillaceae
Exons: 1
Coding region: 100-510 (136 amino acids)
Source: RefSeq, a predicted model, not a curated record
GGCGAAGGUCAAAUCAAGCAGUGGCAGGCUCUGGGACGUUUGAAUAAGAGUGACAUGUGAACAUGAACCUUGAAUAGUUCCAGCCUGGCCAGAUUGGCGAUGACCGUGACGGAAGCUCCCUGGAUUGGGGUUAGUGUGCCUCUAAACUCGAUCGGGAGGUUGGGGUUAGACACCUCAGGCGGUGAGGCGGUCAGGCCAUUCAGCUGGCCGCUCCAGGCCACAAGGCCCUCAAAGGCAUUGCCAGGUGCCCCUCCUUUUGCGUCCCUUUCCGUCGAGCCCCACACAGCGCGUUUGCGGUCCCUCCUUAUAUUUUUCGCCCAACUCACGCCGGCUCUGCUUCCUUUCCCUUUUCCUCCUCUCAUUCGAAUCUCCGUGAAUCGUCAUCAUCCACAUCCUUCAAAAUGUCCAACGAGCAGACGUAAGUUGAUGCUCCUCAUCCUUCCCCUUCCUCAUGCGUUGACUGGUCUCGUUCUCUCUGUCAACUAUGUGUCGAUUAUCUACCCACAUUGACAACGCUUGACCUCGACCCAACGCCCAUCUGCAUCGACCUCGAAGCUAACAACCGGACACAGCUUCAUUGCCAUCAAGCCCGAUGGUGUCCAGCGCGGACUCAUUGGCCCCAUCCUCUCUCGCUUCGAGAACCGUGGGUA